AUGCUCGCAACCAAACCCUCCAUGUUGUUCUUGUUAUUACUGGUCAUUCUGCCCGUAAUGAUGAUGAUCGGAGAGCUCAUGGUAAUAGUUGCAGAUAUUCCAGUUCAUUGCGUCCAUCAUAACAUUGGAAAUAGUGAAUGGAAAUUAUAUCUAUCACCAAUGAUUUAUUCUGUAAAGCAAGAUGAGAAAGCUCACAGCAUUCAACGAAAACAACACAUUCCAUUAAAUUGUACGAGAAUGGAGAGAGAGGAUGUGAAUGUUGCGAGAAUAGUGAACGUUUAUUUGCAACUUCCAAAUAUUGUGAGAAGUGAAAAUAAGAAUGGAAAUGUUAUUGGAACAUGGACCAUGGUGUAUGACCAAGGAUUUGAAAUUACUCUUUCUCAAUAUAACCAUAAUUAUGAAAUGAGCAUGUUUGCUUUUAGUAUGUUUGAAAAAGUGAACAGUACGAGUGAGUUGAUUCGUUCAAAGUGUCAUCAAACGUUUGUUGGAAAUUAUAGAAAGACCAGUUAUGGAAAACAAAGUGUGACUUCAUUUGGAUGUUAUUAUGCUGAGAAGGUUUAUCCUCAACCUACAGAUGUGAAAGUUUCUCUUCCAAUUAAUACUUUACUCUACAAAUUUUAUGAUCCAAAGAAUCAAGGAAAAGGACUGAAUGUCAAUAAUGACCAAUCAGAAUUUGACAGUUUGGCAGAUGAGUUGGGAUUGGAUUUAAGAUUAAUGCGAACCAAUGAUCCAAAAGAAAAAUUCAAAACGGAUCGAACUCUCAUUGAUUGGAUUAAUACUCAAUCAGAUGAUUUGGGUUGGUCUGCUCGCUCCUAUUCUCAAUUCGAACAAUUCACCAAUGAAGAAAUGGAAAGAAUGAAUGGAGCUCGUUCCAUCUUGGUGGACAAGAGCGAUUUGAAAAAACCACAGAAUCUUGAUCAAGAAGAGGAAAACUUUGCUCUUGCUUUCGAUGAGAUUGAUUUCAAGUCUCCAUUGCCAGAAAAUUUUGAUUGGAGAAAUGUGAGCGCAGUGACAGCCAUUGAAUCACGAAUUCGAAUUCAAACCAAGAACAAGCUUAAACCAUUACUGGCCGUUCAAGAUAUUGUGUCCUGCAGUCCUUAUGCUCAAAAAUGUCAUGGAGGUAUUCCUUAUUCUAUUGGACGACAUUUACGAGACUUUACGUUAGUUCCAGAAUCUUGUUUCCCUUAUACUGGUUCUGAACAUAUUCCUUGUGAUUCAAAAUGCAACAAUCCACCAUACAUUGUUAAAAUGAAAGAUUACAAGUAUGUGGGCGAUUUCUAUGGUGCUGGAAAUGAAGAGAAUAUGAAACGAGAAAUUUUCAGACACGGUCCAGUAUCUGUUGUCAUUACUGGUUGGGGUGUCGAUCCAGUGACAGGACAAAAAUAUUGGAAUGUAAUGAAUUCAUGGGGCGAACGAUGGGGAGACUCUGGAUUUUUCAGAAUAGCACGAGGCAAUGAUGAAUGCGCUAUUGAGGCAGAACCUGUUGCUUUCUAUCCUGAGGUUGUUUAUACUGCUUGA
Naegleria lovaniensis is the source of this 1518-nucleotide messenger RNA. RefSeq lists its product as uncharacterized. The coding region runs from base 1 to 1518 and encodes 505 amino acids. Gene Ontology annotation, molecular function: cysteine-type endopeptidase activity. Gene Ontology annotation, cellular component: lysosome. The record is from RefSeq and is a predicted model, not a curated record. NCBI's taxonomy places the organism in Eukaryota, Heterolobosea, Eutetramitea, Acrasida, Naegleriidae. The transcript has 2 exons.